GCGUACGACGCGCGUACGGCAACGUGAAACGUGUGUCAUAGUCAUUUACGGUUUAUAAUUUAUACGUGAAGAGAACUUAGGCACUUGGGGGCAAAGGACACCCAUGGCACGCAUAGUAAUGUGGAGUAAAGAAGAGGGGAGUAGGUGAAACAGUGGAUGACGAGGCAGAUUUCACCUUCACCUCGAGUCCGGCAAGUUGAGGCGACUCGAGCGAGACCCGAGGAAUAGACCAGGAAUAGCGCCAGAUUGGACAUCUUCCGGCACCUCCUAGAACAAGUGAUGCGCCUAACCUAAAAGAUUAACCUAGUGCGAUGCCCAUAGGCGACAUCGGGGAUCUUGCGCGUCGAUAACCUAGAAUUUGGAAUCCAAAAAAUAAGCGAGAUGGCAACGGGUAAGCGACGUAGCAUCCACACGUCGUCCGGGAACUCCGGGACCAGCGGCAGUGGUCUACGUUCGAGCCGAAUGAACUUUCGGCCGAGUUUCACUCAGCAGGAAGAUCGCGGUGGCACCCGGCCAACUGCGGCGCCGAGCUCCAUCGGCCUCAUCCUCAUCACCAUGCUGCUGCAUGUAUGCAAGAAGUCGCUGCUAUUCGACACCCGGCUCAAGGUGGCCAUCUACUGCAGCAUGAUAUUCACGAUCUCGCUGAUCGCAGACUUCGUCACGAUGCCACGUACUUACUUCUCCAGGUCCGACAACGCUCUGAAUCGGUACUUCGUCAAAUGGGGCUGGGGCUGGUUGCUGUCUGUAAUCAUACCCUGGGUCGCCCUGACGGCCCACACGCUGGGCUGCGGUCGCAGACCGAUCCUGCUCAAGCACCUGGCCCGUGUCGCCUUCGCUACCUUCGCCUGGUUUUUCUGGACGAGGCUGUUCUACUACAUCGAAAACAAUUACGGCAGGUGUCUGAAUUCCCGCGACAUUCAGAUGCAAUCAAAGAUAAGAUGCUUGCAGGCGGGUAAAUUCUGGAGCGGUCUCGACAUAUCCGGUCAUGCGUUCAUCUUAGUUUAUUCUAGUCUGAUCCUGGCCGAAGAAGGCUCUUCCCUGGUAGGAUGGGAGGGCAUCAAGGAUCUGGUAAUGCGCGAGGAACACACACGAUCCACGCCGACCGAGACGAGUCGCGGUCCGCUGCGAAAUCUCUCGGAUAACGAUCUCGAAUUCCUGAAGAAGGCGCAUCAAGCGCUGACGCCGUAUUUGCGCGGCCUCUUCGUGGCGAUGACGUUACAACAGCUGCUGUGGGACAUUAUGCUGGUGUCCACGACGCUCUACUAUCACAUCAUGAUCGAGAAAUUCCUCGCCAGCGUGGCCGCGAUUAUGACGUGGUACGUCACGUAUAAGUGGUGGUACAAGCUACCCAAGAUCGGGUUACCAGCUCCCGGCGAUGGUCUCUUCAAGUAUAAUGAGGUAAAACCGAAUCCAGUUUUCAUUAUCAGGGGGAGACGUAGCACUUUGAACGACAACAAUCAACCAAAGUUCAUGGGAAUGCCGCUCAGAACAAUGCAAGAAACCGUGGAGUCGAAUCCAACAAACAGACAAUCGGAUCUCGAUGUGUCUACGCCGAGAGUAUAAAGGAAAAUGUUCUUCGCGCAUGUUUAGAGGAAUUCUUUAUACUUCAAUGACAAUCCAAAGUGUUCCAGGGCAACUUUUAUGCAAGAAUUGAACAUUUGAAACAAUUUGGAUACUAUUAACUUAUUUCUGACAUUUAUAACGCGUUAACGCGUUAAUAAUUAUAUAUUAUUAUAUGAUUUGCGUAAAAUUUCCAUUUUGUCUCUACUUGAACAAUUGAAAUUACAUUGAUAAAAAAAACAUACAGAUAUACAAAUACGUAUACGUACGAUGUAUACGUACUUCAAUAAGUAUCCGAAUGUUUGAACACCUUUUUAAAGUUUAAAUACAAAGAUUAAAUAUAAAAUUUCAUCUAAAAAAUUUUGAUGAAUACACAUGUACCUUGCUUUGUUUUUCUAUACAUAUAAUCCACAUAAAUGCUUAAAUCUUAGAUUUCAUAAGACAAAACUUGCACAUAUAUUAAGAAUUCUCAAUGAUGAAAUGUGAGUCAAUCAACUUCAUCUAAACGAGACUUAUUUAUAUUAGAUGUUUUUAAGUCAUACAGUGUUUAUAAUUACAGAGUAAUAUAGGGGAAUAUGCGUCCAUUUUAUCGGCAUCUUUAUACGGAUUGUUAAAAAAAAGACAUGUUAAUUUAUUUAGAAUUAAUUUGUUUAGAAUCAAAGAGAGAGAAUCGGUAUUUUCGAUAAUAUUCUCUUUGGGAUUUUGUUUUGUAACUUAUAUUUAAUAAAGUCUGUUGUUAACAAAGCACAGUUUGUUUCUUAAUUUAACAGGCUUUUCGGCAUAGUUUAUACGUUCUACUAUAUAUAUAUAUAUAUAUAUAUACGGAAGAAAAGUACAAAAUAUAUGACUUCCAUUAUGAAAUCUUCCUUCUUUUCACGUAGUCACAAUCGUUGUAUUUACGAAUGAGAGAUAGAGAGAGCACAGACAGUAUAUUCUCUGUUAUUUUUGGAAUCGUAUUUUUCCGUUAAAAUCGCAGGUCAUUAGUCAUAUCGAAUUCUUAUUGAUGUUUCUCUCUAAUUUUAUUAAAAGAAAAUAUAUUUAUAUUAUCUUUACAUAUUCUGGAUUAUAUCUACAUAAUCUCGUUAGUUUUUUUCUCAAAAAAAAAAAAAAAAAAAUGUCUCGCAAUAAUGAAACAAAAAUGCUAUUUUUUAACGCCAAAUUUAUUCUUUGUUGCAUUGUGAAAGCUUAUGUCCAUUAAUGAAAAAUUAUGGUACUAUGUUUCUCCGAAUAUAUGUUUCUACUAAUAAAUGUUUGUUUCAUAGAAAGUUAAUUUAUUAGCACUUUCUAUAUUCAAUAUGAUAGCCUCUUGUAACAUUCAUUACAGAUCUUUCAUAUAUGAGUUUAUAAUUGUAAAAUAAUUCUCACAUUUGGCAACAUGAAAACUUUUGAUAAUCCACUUGACAAUUUUAAUAUUACAUUUUUAUAGUUGGAACAAAAGGUGAAAUGUAGAAUAAAUAUUUAUACAGACAUGACAAUUUAUACAUCGCUCGAUUAUCAGAUCGUUGCUCGGCUGUGUAACCUUAUAAUCGCUACGCACAACGCACAGAAACUGUUCACAAGAAUUGGCUGCG
Camponotus floridanus (Florida carpenter ant) is the source of this 3131-nucleotide messenger RNA. It is a transcript of the gene Fitm, whose product is annotated as FIT family protein CG10671. The record is from RefSeq and is a predicted model, not a curated record. Gene Ontology annotation, cellular component: endoplasmic reticulum membrane. The transcript has a single exon. Bases 382 to 1563 code for a protein of 393 amino acids. Gene Ontology annotation, biological process: lipid storage; phospholipid biosynthetic process; lipid droplet organization. NCBI's taxonomy places the organism in Eukaryota, Metazoa, Arthropoda, Insecta, Hymenoptera, Formicidae.